AUGCUGUUAUGUAUUAACAAAGCUGAUGUAAGUGAGGGUGUUAGAUCGAUGACCCUAUGGAUUGAGAUUUCAUGGAGAAUAUCAUGGCGUCGAUCAGUGUCAUCAGGCUAUUUCUGUGAUGACAGCGCUAUAGAAAAUGGAGUGUUAAAGUCGGGCGAAGGGGAUCUAGACUGUGUCAGCCCGUGUUCGGGAGGUGUAGAUUUGACUUUUUAUUGUACAGACUUCAGUGUUAGUGAAGACUGGUCAUCUGGAGUCAACACCGUUACAUUUAGUUCAGGAACUCCUUUGUUUGAAAUGAGAUUUACUGGUGGCGAUUGGAUAGGUAGUCUUAUUAUCGGCUCAAAUGGCAGGUGGUCACUCCCAAUGUCUGUAAAUUUGACGAGGAGACAGGAUACUGGAAGGCUGAAUUCAUCUCCAAUUUCCUCUAUUACACCAGUUGUUCGGCUUCAGUAUGGCUGCAACCAUACAUUGGUAAUUCCAGUAACUGAUCCGGACAGUGAUACUGUAAGAUGUCGAUGGGCCGUAGGAUCUAGAGAGUGUGGAGAUGUGUGCGGAGGAUUUCUAAAUGCUGUACUGGAUGAGGCUACAUGCACCAUUACAUAUCAGGCCAAAUAUCAGGUAGGAUGGUAUGCUGUGGCACUGAUGAUUGAGGAUUUUGCAAGUCCAUUGUCUACUUCACCAUUGAGUCAAAUACCUCUUCAAUUUUUAGUAGAUGUUUACAACAAUGCUAUGCCUUGUAGUAGUGCACCAUACUUUAUUGACCCAACACCGAAAGAUGGGGCAUGUAUCGCAGUUCCAGAAAAUGAGACAUAUUUUCAAACAAUUGUUGCGGACAGCGGAAUGGAGGGAUCGGGGAUAUCUGACAUUGUAACCGUCUCACCGUUUGGAUUUUCAAAAUCAGAAGUUGGUCAAGUGCAAAGUGAUAAUCGAUUGUUUUAUGUAAAUCUAACAUGGACACCUACUAAGCAACAAGAAGGCGAGAAUAUACUUUGCUUUACUGCUGAAAACACAGAAGGGUAAGAGAAAGUUUUGUAAACA
Anneissia japonica is the source of this 1038-nucleotide messenger RNA. Its product is annotated as integrin beta-like protein A. The transcript is spliced from 6 exons. Lineage: Eukaryota; Metazoa; Echinodermata; Crinoidea; Comatulida; Comatulidae. The record is from RefSeq and is a predicted model, not a curated record. The coding region runs from base 1 to 1020 and encodes 339 amino acids.